UUAAACCUGCCGAAGCAACACAAAAAUUUUCUUUCUUUUUCGCAAAUCGAUAUAACCGUUCGCUCGCCGAAUUAAAAAUCUCGAUAAUCAUGGGUCAUGAAAAUAUCCAUUACUCUCAUCCUCGCAAAUACGGUCAAGGAUCCAGAUCCUGCGGUGCUUGCGCCAAUAGACAUGGUAUAAUCCGUAAAUACGGAUUAAACCUGUGUCGUCAGUGCUUCAGAGAAUACGCUGCUGACAUCGGCUUCAAGAAGCUGGAUUAAGUUUUAUAUACGUGGAGGACUGAUUUUGUGGCAUACACAAGUUUCUCAUUCAAGUUUUUAUUUUUGAUAGUAAGGAGGCAGAAUGUCAAAGAUGUAUAUAACAGAAAAUCAGUAAAUCUUAAAAAAAAUUUAAA
Molecule: messenger RNA, 394 nt
Organism: Trichogramma pretiosum
Lineage: Eukaryota; Metazoa; Arthropoda; Insecta; Hymenoptera; Trichogrammatidae
Product: 40S ribosomal protein S29
Exons: 3
Coding region: 90-260 (56 amino acids)
Biological process (GO): translation
Cellular component (GO): ribosome; cytosolic small ribosomal subunit
Molecular function (GO): zinc ion binding; structural constituent of ribosome
Source: RefSeq, a predicted model, not a curated record